AGAAUUAAGGAAGCGAUGCCAAUGCCUUGUCAGAGGAUCAAUAUCUUCUGGGCUGGCCUUGUCUUCCCUCAAAUUAGUGUUGCUUUAUAUAUUGAAGGGAACCUAUAACUGCCAUGGCCACCUUCUUAAACAGAGCUUUUAAGUCUGUCAUAUCCGCCAUUGCUUACUGUUACUUUCACUUUCGGGACGACCAUACAGGCACAGGCAUCACAAUUAUCAACUACAACAUGCCCAAGUGGCGUCCACUCUCUUUGCAGACAGUGCAUCUCAAAGUCCGGAUGUGUUGCAGUGGUUGUGAGAGAGUUGUCAAAAAUGCAAUUCACAAGCUUAGAGGCGUUGAUUCGGUAGAGGUUGACCUAGACAUGGAAAAGGUAACGGUGGUGGGGUACGUUGAUCAAAAUAAGGUGCUAAAGGCAGUGAGGAGGGUAGGAAAGAGAGCAGAAUUCUGGCCCUAUCCAAAUCCGCCACUGUACUUCACAUCCGCGAAUCACUAUUUCAAAGACACCACCAAGGAAUUCAAAGAAAGCUAUAACUACUACAGGCAUGGCUAUAAUGUUGGGGACAGGUAUGGGAACAUCCCUGUCACUCAUCGUGGAGACGACAAGGUCAGCAACAUGUUCAGUGAUGAAAACGUUAAUGCCUGCUGUCUUAUGUAACUACAUAUAUAUUGUCAACUGUGUCUUCUCGUAUAUGUGUCUCAAAUGAACCUCUUCUCGUAUAUGUGUCUCAAAUGAACCUCUACUUGUGGAUCAUAAUGGAGCCUCCACCCUCCGUAACAUAUAUUUCUCUCCAUCACCACUUGUGGGAAUAUAUUUUAAUCAAAAUAUUCAAUUAUGUGUUUUUA
This is a messenger RNA of Hevea brasiliensis (rubber tree), 844 nucleotides long. RefSeq names its product heavy metal-associated isoprenylated plant protein 30-like. The transcript is spliced from 3 exons. Lineage: Eukaryota; Viridiplantae; Streptophyta; Magnoliopsida; Malpighiales; Euphorbiaceae. The record is from RefSeq and is a predicted model, not a curated record. Bases 114 to 656 code for a protein of 180 amino acids. Gene Ontology annotation, molecular function: metal ion binding.